Messenger RNA from Ophidiomyces ophidiicola, 1791 nucleotides. RefSeq lists its product as uncharacterized. Gene Ontology annotation, molecular function: cis-regulatory region sequence-specific DNA binding; protein binding. Gene Ontology annotation, cellular component: nucleus. Bases 1 to 1791 code for a protein of 596 amino acids. The record is from RefSeq and is a predicted model, not a curated record. The transcript has 3 exons. Lineage: Eukaryota; Fungi; Ascomycota; Eurotiomycetes; Onygenales; Onygenaceae.
AUGACCGAAGAGAUCGCGACGACGAAUGCUGAAGCAAGCGGGGAAUAUGACAGUUGCCAAUUACCAUUUUACAAACCAUGGGAAGCUGACGUUAUUGGCUGGGGAUGGGAGGGAAAUACAGGACACAUUCGCUGCAUUCACCUUGACUGGGCUUCAAUUACUCGUGCUGGUAUUCUGUCUGUUGUUGUCCAGUCUGAGAUUGAUGUCGUGGGUUUGCCGAGGAAUGAAGUCGGCCCACAAGCGAAACAAAAUUAUGAGCCAAGACAACAGAAAAGCACCCAGAAAGAACCUACGAACCAAGAUCGAGAUCCGCGAUUCUUCAGCCCUUCAAACUUGUCAGUCAUGAAUGGCGCUCAUCAUCCCAUCCUCAACGCCAAUUCUGCUCUCGAUCUUGAUCUCACUGGCGCAAUCCCAGCCCACCCUUUAGGCGUCAAGCCGUCUGGAAACGGGCUAACGGCGUCAUGGAACUUGCGGGCAUCCAUUGGUCAUUUUGGCAUUCUGCCGGAUGAACUGAUAUCUUUGCUGCUUGAGUCUUUGGACGAAAAAGCCCUGAGGGCCGUUGGUGCGACAUGCAAGGCGUUGCACGCGUUCACGCGGAGCGAGGACUUGUGGAAAACGCUUUUUAUAGAGACAUCCCCGUCGGACUUUAUCUGGCGCGGCACAUGGCGCUCCACGUAUCUCAGUCUUCCUGACUCAAAGGUAGCUUCGCCAGAUUGCUCGCAUCUUUUUUCGGAUGCUCUGCACCGGCCAUUCUACUGCGCCCACAUCUCGCUAUCUCCCUACACGGAGAACAUCCCAGCCAGAAAUCAGAUUUCACGGCUAGGAAAUCUCACCUCAACCGAGUUUGACGAUUCAUGGGCAGAUCGGCCAUUUAUUCUGACCGAGCCUGUCAAGACAUGGCCGGUUUACAAGACAUGGUCAAUCGAAACACUUCUUAAGCAGUACGACAAGACUUUAUUCCGCGCAGAAGCCGUAGAUUGGCCGCUACGCACAUAUGUGGACUAUAUGAACAAUAACUCUGAUGAGAGCCCUCUGUACCUCUUUGAUCGAAGCUUUGUAUCAAAGAUGGGUCUUGAUACGGAUGGGGAAAAUGCAGCCUUCCUUCCACCCGCCUGUUUUGGCCGGGAUCUAUUCUCGGUCCUGGGGGCACAGCGUCCUGAUAAGGAGUGGUUGAUCAUUGGGCCUGAACGAAGCGGGAGUACGUUUCAUAAGGACCCCAAUGCAACAAGCGCAUGGAAUGCCGUUAUUACUGGGUCGAAAUAUUGGAUUAUGUUUCCCAGCUCAAGUUGUCUACCCCCGCCGCCAGGGGUGUAUGUUUCGGCGGAUCAGAGCGAAGUCACGUCACCGCUCAGCAUCGCUGAAUGGCUACUGAAUUUCCAUGCCGCCGCACGCAAGGUGCAUGGCUGCAUUGAAGGGAUUUGCGAGGCGGGAGAGGUUCUUCAUGUUCCCUCUGGGUGGUGGCAUUUGGUUGUUAACUUAAGCCCGUCCAUCGCAAUCACACAAAAUUUUGUUCCACGAAAGCACCUUGGAGCCGCACUUGAAUUCUUGAGAUAUAAAGCCGAUCAAGUCUCUGGAUUUAAAAAGGACGUGGAAGAUCCGUAUGGAAUAUUCAUUCAACGGAUGCAUGAGUCAUAUCCGGAUUUACUGGAGAGGGCUAUUAAAGAGAUGGAGAGUAAAAAGAAAAGGAAAUGGGACGAAAUCGUCCGUACAAACGAAGAAGACCUUGAUGAUCGAAAUGGAGGGUUCAGUUUUGGCUUUGGUGACGAAGGGAGUGAUGUUGAAGUUCCGUGA